UCAUUCCUAUCAAUAUCAAAAGUUUAUUACUCUUACAAUAGAAAUAGAAAUCUCAUUUUCCUAAAACUCCAUAAAUGGAUGGGAGGGGAGGGUGCUGUAUUGCUAGGUACGCAGGAGGUGCGUACGAUAUGUCAAAAGUGGAUAGGAUAAUGCUUAAAUUCAGACCUAUCGCACCUAAACCAGCAGCAGCCGGUAGUUCUGUUUCCGGCACUACUACUCCACCACAAAAGACUGAGGUUCCGGUUCGUACUGGACGGUGGAAGCGAAGGUAUGUUAAGGAGAAUAAUAAAAAUAGUAAUAAUAGCAAGAGAUCUAAUAGCGGGAGUAGUCCUAGUGGUAGGAAAAGGAAAGCUCCGUCGCCUGAAGAAAAUGAAUCCAGUGGGAAAACGGUGUCUGGUGGAGAAACGGUAGUAACUCUUCCCUUGUUAUCGGAGAGCCCUGAAAGGAAGGAUCGUUCGGUUGACGUAGUGAAAAAAAAUUCUCCGAUCUGGUUGAGUUUUGGUGGUAACCAAGAGAAUAAUAAUGGUCAGUCCCAGGGGUAUGGAGGAGUGAUGUUUCCUCAGCCAGUACGAGUAGUGGGGUCAUGGGUAAAGGUGGAAAGCGUGACAGACGCGUGGGUGGAAGGGUAUGGGCUAGGACGUACGGAUGAGGAAAAACUGAUAAAUCUGGAGCGGGACAGCUGUCCAGGUUUUAUAUCAGACGGUUUAAACAGAGUAAGGUGGGCCAACAAGGCGUAUAAGGCGAUGGUGGGUGAAGGGGCAGGGGAAGUGGUGGUUUGGCUCGUGAUGAAAGAUGAUGUACGGCUGCCGGAUAACAAAUCCACGGCGGCGUUCACUUGCCGGGUUCGGGUUGUCAGAUGCGGGAAGGAGAAGAACUCAUUGAUUCUUCCGUGUGAUGUGUGGAGAAUGGACGGCGGAGGAUUUGCAUGGAGGUUGGAUACAGAAGCAGCUCUUUCCUUGGGGCGGUACGUAAUUAAAGUAAUAUCAACUCCACCUGAAGGGUAAAGAAGUAAAUCUAUAUGCCGAACCACUAAUAAUACUUGCCACCUUGUGCUUGUCUACGUAUAGAGAACAUGCACACUUGCAUGUGCUUUUAUCAGAAGAAAAAUUGUGAAUAUCUUUAUGGGUUUAGAACUGUUCUUUUUUAUUUAGGUGAGUUUUUAUUUUAGUUUUCUUGGUUUCUUCAAGGUGGGGUUUGAGCGGUGUUGUGUGGUUUAUGGAGAUCGAUGUUUGUUAGGGAUACUUGUUGAAAUACAGUUACUACUAGUAGUCGUAGUUGAACCAUGGAAACAGAUCAUGAUCUUGUAAUCUGACUUUGGGGUUUUGUUUUCCUGUUUUCUAAUUUAACAUCUCACAUAUUUUGUUCAACUAUUUCACACAAUCAAUUUAUCA
Molecule: messenger RNA, 1391 nt
Organism: Solanum tuberosum (potato)
Lineage: Eukaryota; Viridiplantae; Streptophyta; Magnoliopsida; Solanales; Solanaceae
Exons: 1
Coding region: 75-1004 (309 amino acids)
Source: RefSeq, a predicted model, not a curated record